Molecule: messenger RNA, 2558 nt
Organism: Pelagomonas calceolata
Lineage: Eukaryota; Pelagophyceae; Pelagomonadales; Pelagomonadaceae
Source: the annotation of a GenBank genome assembly
GUUUGCCGAGAUUUUUAAUUGCAGCGCCGACCUGCACCAGCCGCUGGAGUGUCGAUACGCAGCAAUCACGCCCUGACCGCAGCGCUGCCGCGAUGGCGGCCUACGAGCGCCAAGGCGGCUUCGACGGCUACGCGGCGAGAGCCUCGCGCGGCUACGCCGCGCGGGAAGGUCUCUACAGCGCCAAGGGCUACAAAGCCGACAAGCCGAAGGACGACGGCUGGCGCCUCAGUGAUAGGUUGUACGAGCUGAGCCUCGACGCCGAAGCGCGGGAGGCCCGCCAGAAGCGCAGCGAGGACGAGCUCAAGGGCCAGCUCGGCGACGCGGCGCGGGAAAUCGCCCGGCUGAAGGCCGCGCUCGACACCGAACAGCGGAGAACCCGCGAAGCGAAGGACGAGGCGCGACUCUUGAAAGAUCAAACGCGAGAUGCCCGAGACGACUUCGUCAAGGAACUUGUUGCAUUAAGGCACGAGGUUUCUCUCUUAAAAAAGACGGGUCAAAAAUCGCUGCGGGAGGACGACGUCGUCGCGCUGGCACAGCGAGGCGACGUCGUCGCAUUGAGGAGGGCGCUGCAGCCGGAGCCGCGCGCGACGCAUUAUGCUAGAUUGUUACUGAGUUGCCUGCGCGAGGCGUGUAAGAACGGCCACGACGCUGCCGCCGGGCUGCUGAUACGACGAGGGGCGCUCCAGGACGACCUCAGAAGUACAGAGGGCACACCGUUACACGACGCGGCGCGAGGCGGCUCGGCGCCCUGUCUUGAAUUAAUACUGGAGUCGGACCUCACGGCGCCCCAGGCGGGCGUGCCCGACCUGCUCGACGCGGCCGAUGCUUCGGGAAACACGGCGCUCAUGGUCGCCGCGUCUUUAGGGAAUGCGGAGGCCGCGACCUCUUUACUAAGGGCGGGCGCCGACGCCGACCUGUACAAUGGCGAAAGCACGGCCUCCACAUUAGCCAAAGGCGCCGCGUGUCAAAGCUUCUCAUCACCAGCAGAACGCUUCUGGAACGCGUCCGCCGCGGGCAACCGAGCCUGGCGGCGGCGCGACUUCUCGAGCGCGAGACGGCACUUUGCGGCGGCUUUACAAGGUGCGGGAUCGGUGGAAGACGGCGAGGCCGCGCCGUCCGAGAUCGACCUCGCUCGCUUGGAACUCAACUGCGCCAAGGCCUCUUUGCGAUUAAAGGACGCCACCGCGGCGAGCGACCACGCGAGAAAAGCGCUCCAGCGCCACGCCGCCGCGUCCAAUAAUUCGGUAUAUGCGAACGCCGCCGCGGUCCUGGGCGAGUGCCUCGAGCUUUUGUAUGACUUCGAGGGUGCCUCUCGUAGUUUCGACGACGCAUCGAGGGAAGCGCGCGACGAGCGUGCGACGCAGUGGCGGGCCCGCGCGUCGUUUGCGCGCGACUGCCACGAGGCGACGCAUUAUGCCGUGCUGGCGCUACCGUCCACAGCCGACGACGACGCCGUGAGGAAGGCCUACCGGACGGCUUCUUUGAAGUGGCAUCCCGAUCGCACGGCCAAAAACGAUCCCGACGCCGCGAAGCGCGCGGAAAAGCACUUCCGGCGCGUCAACGAGGCCAAGGAGAUUUUGUUGGACGGCUACAAGCGCGCGAUGUACGACGUCGAGGUCAGACGGCGCGUGUCGACCGAGCGCGGCAAGGCCUGGCCCUGGCUCAAUGCCCCGCCACCUCGCAAGAAUACGAGCGAGCCGGCGACGCGCUCGACGGUCGCGUACGUCGACGAGAACGCGCCGCCGACGCCCCAGAAGGCGCCUCCUCCCAUGCCGGCGCCGACGCCUCCAUCAGAGCCGCCGCCCCCAUCGCCCGAGCCGGCGCCCAAGCAGCCCGCACCACCUGAGGAGGACGACGCCUGGCCGCCGCCUCCCACAACCUCGACGGACGCCUGGACGCCGCCGGCGACGAACGACGACGACGCCGCUGAAACGUGGAGCCCGCGCUCCGACGACGACGGCUGGACGGAGGCGGAGGAGGAGGCCGUGGUCGACGGCCACCGCCUCCACGGCGGCGACUGGGUCUCGAUCCAAGCGAAGUUUCCCGCGCUCGCCCAGAGGACGGUCGAUGAGUUGCGAGACAAGUACGAGGAGCUGAGGAAAAGGGCGGAAGGUUCUGAUGACGACGAGGACGACGUGGGCGGCUUCGUGCGCGUGGCGGAGGACCACACUUUUUUCGCGCCGCGCGACGAGGACGAGGAUGAGGGCGUCGAGGACGACUCGGAAGGGGAAGAGGACGACGUGAACUUCUUCGCGCCGCGGGACGACGACGAACCGCAAAGCGCGGCCGACGACCUCGUGGCCCAGUUACGGGACGCCGCGGACUGGUUCGACCGGCUGGACGAGGCGAAGGAGGGCGAGCUCUCGAUGAAUCAUUUUGAUGAGUUGUGCGAGAAGCUUGGAUUAAGGGACGUGCUCGGUCAGGCGGAGAUGGACCGGCAGCGGUUCUUCGCGGACCCGGGCGGCCACGGCGUCUUGCGGCGGGGGACGUUUCUCGGGUGGUUCGCGGCAUUAUUGGAGGGGGAGGGCGAGCCGCUCCAGGCCGCCGAGGAUAACUAG